Suncus etruscus (white-toothed pygmy shrew) is the source of this 2119-nucleotide messenger RNA. RefSeq names its product deoxyribonuclease 1 like 3 (gene DNASE1L3). Gene Ontology annotation, molecular function: DNA nuclease activity. The record is from RefSeq and is a predicted model, not a curated record. The coding region runs from base 7 to 924 and encodes 305 amino acids. Gene Ontology annotation, cellular component: nucleus. The transcript is spliced from 8 exons. NCBI's taxonomy places the organism in Eukaryota, Metazoa, Chordata, Mammalia, Eulipotyphla, Soricidae. Gene Ontology annotation, biological process: programmed cell death involved in cell development; apoptotic DNA fragmentation.
CACAGGAUGUCUCUGCCGUCCACCUCGCUGCUGCUUCUUCUUCUCUGCCUCCACGGCACCACAGCCCUGAAGAUCUGCUCCUUCAAUGUGAGGUCCUUCGGGGAAUCCAAGAAGGAAAAUGGAGAAGCCAUGGACAUCAUUGUUAAGAUCAUCAAACGCUGUGACAUCAUGCUCCUGAUGGAGAUCAAGGACAGCAACGACAUGAUUGGCCCCAUGCUGAUGGAGAAGCUGAACGGAAAUUCAAGAGCCACAACAUACAACUUUGUGAUUAGUCCUCGUCUCGGAAGAAGCACAUAUAAAGAGCAGUAUGCCUUUAUCUACAAGGAAAAACUAGUGUCUGUGAAGAAAAGCUACCUCUACCACGACUAUCAGGCUGGAGAUGAGGACGUGUUUUCCAGAGAACCCUUCGUGGUUUGGUUCCAGUCGCCACACACUGCUGUUCAGGAUUUUGUCAUCAUCCCCUUGCACACCACGCCUGAGACUUCCGUCAAAGAGAUAGACGAGCUGGUGGACGUCUACAAAGCCGUGAGCCGCAAGUGGAAGGCAGAGAAUUUCAUUUUAAUGGGCGACUUCAAUGCUGGCUGCAGCUACGUUCCCAAGAAGGCCUGGAGGAACAUCCGCCUGAGGACUGACCGGAACUUUGUGUGGCUGAUCGGGGACCAAGAAGACACCACAGUCAAGAAAAGUACCAACUGUGCUUAUGACAGGAUCGUGGUCCGGGGACGAGAACUUGUGGACUCUGUGGUUCCCAAAUCAAGCAGCGUCUUUGACUUCCAGAAAGCAUAUGGGCUGACUGAAGAGCAGGCCCUGGAUGUCAGCGACCACUUUCCAGUUGAAUUUAAGUUGCAGACUUCAAGGGCCUUCUCCAACAACAAAAAGAAGUCUGUCUCUCCAAGGAAGGGGAGAAAGAGCCGUCGCUCUUAGAGAGGCAGGCACUGCUGCAUUAGCCAUUCUUGUGGUAAAUAAAACAGCUCUAGUGGGUAGGAGCUACUCCUUGCGCUCAGGAACCAAGACUAACCCAGCUGCUUCCGUCUUUCAAGUUGAAUUUUGUCCACCUCAAGUUAAAUUGGGAGGAGAAAAUCCUACCCACUGUCUUGGGUCAUACCUCCCUCAAAGUGCCUAGAACAAAACUGGGGUCUUUUGCCAUCAAACCUGAUCAUCUUUACACUCUGAACUACUGAUUGCCACCCCCACUACCAUCACCUGGCCAAGAGAAACUCAGGAGGAAGAACUUUGUUUCCACCUUUAUGUAGGGGGUCUGGGAAGACCACACUCAGAUACACCGUGGCUCCAACUGCACCCCGAUGAUUGGACAAGCCCCUUUCAUUAGGGAUCAGGAGUCAAAUCCCCAUUUUGCCCUGCAGGAACUAAGGAGGAAGGAAAGAGGCCUUUCUCCUGAUCUUCUUGACUAGAUUGGCCCAGUCACCUUGGGAUACCCCUUUAAAAUUCCAUCAUAACUACUGACUGCUCCCCACACCACUCCUGCUUUUAAAUCUUGCUAGAAUUCACCAGGUACCAGGACAAAGCCAGAUGCUUGGGGACCUACAGAAGCUCUCUGAUGACAGAAUAGCAGGUCAACCUUAACUGGGACGGUCUUCCCUGGGCCUUCCCUGGCCCCACAUGCCCUCAGCUUUCCCUCUUUCUGGAACUGGCUCCGUCCGCUUGGCUUUUCUUUAACUCUGGGCCUGAGUCAAGUGCCCCCAAGCAUCCACUUGUGCGCCCUACUCCUAUUGUAUUGUUCACCAUGUGCAUGGAUCUUGGGCCAGACUUGGGCUCCUUGUGAGGAACCUGAGGUGACAGAGGCUGGUUGGGAGUUUUGAUAAUCUUGUUAUCUUUCUGCAACCAUUGAGUGGCAGAGGAGUCCUGCAAAGUAGCACCAUUUGGGUGGCAAUCCCAGGGGCAAUUUUGUGUUUGUUUUUCUUGGUUUUCCCCACCUGGUCAUAAUUCUUGAACAUGAUUGAUUAUGUCUCAGCACUAAAGAAUAAGCAGCGGCUGGAAUGACAUCCCCAGAACGCAAGUUUCCUGUCUCAGACCUGAACCCUCUCAGCACUUGGGUUCACACACAGAAUCUUUGCUUACAUAAACAGCAGGUGGAGCAUUGAAAAGCAGAGGGAACAGU